Molecule: messenger RNA, 1785 nt
Organism: Alternaria ventricosa
Lineage: Eukaryota; Fungi; Ascomycota; Dothideomycetes; Pleosporales; Pleosporaceae
Exons: 1
Coding region: 1-1785 (594 amino acids)
Source: RefSeq, a predicted model, not a curated record
AUGGCCACCAAAUACGACUCUGUGGAGUGCAAGUCAUGUGCUAGAGUCCUCGCUGUGGUAUCCGCCACUGGGCUUGUGCCCACGACCUCGCCGGAUGCCUCCCAUGCAGGAUGCAGCACAUGUCAGCGAUUCGACUCUCUGUAUGACGCGAUAAGAGCAGCCGAUACAGAAUGGGCUGUACUCGAAAACAAGCGCGACUCAAUCAGUAAAUCUUUCGCGCGGGAUAACCACAAGAGGGCUCAUAUGGAGUUCGACAACUGGUUGAUGACUGUCGAAGCACCUGGACCAGCAAGAGACGCGCAGAAUGAACAUCCCGAGGACAGGGACCUUGGAGGAGGGGACUUUGUCAACGACAAACAAGAUAUAGAUGGUCCCAAGCGUCGAAGAUCACACUCGCCUACUACCCAGCGGUCAGGAGAAUCAUCCGAUAUAGCACCACUUGGACAGCAAGGCAUAUCGCUGUCUCCCAGGCCAUCGCCUAAACGAUCGCACAGCUCAUCAGCUUCGAUAUCACGCAAGCGCCUCAAAUUUUCCGAUUCAGUCGAAUUCCAUGACAGUUACAGGACCAGUGAGCAAUAUCACCGACCGAGCGAAACGUACGCGCGAGGGAGAAAUGCGCCGCCUGAGGGAUCCGAGUACAUGGACACUAGUGGAUCGGGUCUGACCUUCCUGAAGUUCACCGGUAUGAAGAAAGUUGGCGCCAAAUGGGUUGAGCUGAGCGAGGAAGAGCUUGCAAAGCAGAGCGAAAAAGCAAAGACUUGGGCGCAGCUGCGGAAACUCGCAACUGCAGGGAAACCGAAAGCUGAUACACCGGAGGCCGAUGCGGAAGUAGAGGUGAGGCAGGAUGACGAUGCUCCUCAAGAUGCUCGUGCAGCAAGACUUGCACGAAGAGCUAAGGGAACAAGUGCGGAAUCAGUGCAAGCUCGGGGCACGACGAGCAGACGGGGCCGGGGCACCUUGCGAAAAGGGAAACAACCAUCGCUUGGCGGUGCAGUGGAUGAUGUCCCAGGAACUGCGUGUGACUCUGCCCUCGUCUCGAAUACCACAACAACAACACAUGGAAAUGAUCAUCAUUCGGACGGAAAUCUAGGUCGGGUGGAGAUCAUCGCAUCUGGAGACGACGGUCUGGAGCGAAGACAUGACGCUGUUCCCAGAACAGAAACCACAGCGGCAGCGUGCGCCGAUCAAGCACGAGAGCCAGCCACACCCCACGAGGAGCCCCACAAGGAUAUGCAAGUGACUAGCGAGGCAAUGUGCCAGAGUAUUGCAGCUCAGCCAAACACCAGUAGUGUGGAGUCUCAACCAACAGUCGUAUCUGAAUACGACCAAUCGCAACUCGAGCCAAGGGAGAAUGCCUCAUGCACAGAUCAUGAUGCACCGGAAAUUGACAUACCGGAGGCGUCGCCUAGGUCUCGGGUUCUGCGACCAACCUCAGGUAUCCUUGAGGACGCCGGCAUCGCGAGUCCGCGAGAUCUAAACCAUCUCUCAGAUGCUCGCCUCAAUCCUGAGAAAGUUCCAGUGCGUAAGGAGGAUGCUGUGCGCGAAGACCCUGAAUUGUCAACUCAAAACACGCCUACUGUUGCAGAGAAGGCUGUCGCGACAGGAACAUCUCUGCAAGAGCCAUCCGCGGAGCGUGAAGACCUCGUCACGGAGCCGAACACGUCUACAUCAGCUGACAACGAGCUCCAACGGCAGGGUCACUCCAAUGUGGACAUCGCUAGCGUCACGAUACCGCAAGACCCUGAUCGCCCUCCUGCAGCCAGAAUGCCCACAGAAGAAGCGUAG